Molecule: messenger RNA, 2023 nt
Organism: Drosophila yakuba
Lineage: Eukaryota; Metazoa; Arthropoda; Insecta; Diptera; Drosophilidae
Gene: Irk2
Product: G protein-activated inward rectifier potassium channel 3
Exons: 5
Coding region: 334-1722 (462 amino acids)
Biological process (GO): regulation of monoatomic ion transmembrane transport; potassium ion import across plasma membrane
Cellular component (GO): plasma membrane
Molecular function (GO): inward rectifier potassium channel activity
Source: RefSeq, a predicted model, not a curated record
AGUUGGAAAAAUGUUCUUUCAGUCGGCCGUCAUUUAAUCCAUUGGUCGGACUUGCGGAUCCGCAGAUCCGUAGAUUCGCUGUGACAGUCGCUCUGUGGCUGCGGCUUCUGUGGACAGAGCACCGAGUGCCCUCUGAUCUCCAGUCCUCAGAUCAUCUCAUUUCUGGAACGACACGCGUCGGCAAAACAGAACGAAACGGAGCUCGUGAAACUAUAACUAUUAUUAUUUCGCAAGAUGCCAUCGUGCCAGAAGUAUGUUGAGGCUCUUUAGCAAAACAAUGGCCAUCUAACACAAACUCGAUUAAAAGGUGUAAAUCAAUUUCAUAUUUAGAAGAUGCGUUUCAAUUUCUCCACCCACUCGGCGGCCCCCACCUCCACGGCCCCAGCAACAACAACGCAGGUAAAUGGAUCAAAUGGAUCAAAUGGAGCUAAUGGCGAUCAGGCCAACCAACCGCUCAAGAAGGCCAUCGAAGCGGAUCCCGAUUCGCUGGACAGUGUGAUCAGCAAUCCGCAAUCCUAUCCCAUCACAAUUGUGCCGAACAGGCCGACCAGCUACUAUGGCCUAUCGCAAAAUGGCAAGCCCUUCACCCGCCAACCGAGCUGCAGAUCUCGCAAUUUCCGGCCUGGCAGCAUGAGACGAGUUCGCCGACGAGCUGUCUUCAAGAAUGGUGACUGCAAUGUGGUGCAGAAGCACCUGCAAAGACGCCGCGUUCGAUUCCUGCAGGACAUGUACACCACUAUGGUGGAUUGGCAGUGGCGCUGGACUCUCCUGGCCUUCGCACUCAGCUUCAUCCUCUCCUGGCUCUUCUUUGCGCUCAUUUGGUGGCUGAUUAUCUACACACACGGAGACUUGGAGGAGCCUCAUCUGCCAGACAACCAAGAGGAAUCUGGUUGGGCGCCUUGUGUUUCGGCAAUCGAUGGCUUUACUUCCUGCUUCCUGUUCUCCAUUGAAACGCAGCACACCAUUGGCUACGGAGUGCGCACCACCUCGCCCGAGUGUCCAGAGGCCAUCUUUAUGAUGUGCUUCCAGUCCAUCUACGGCGUGAUGUCCUCAGCAUUUAUGGCCGGAAUAGUAUUUGCCAAAAUGACGAGGGCCAAGCAGCGGGCACAGACUUUGUUGUUCUCCAAACACGCCGUAAUUUGCCAGCGGGAUGGCACCCUAUCGCUGAUGUUCCGCGUGGGAGACAUGCGAAAGUCCCACAUCAUUGGAGCCGGAGUGAGGGCUCAGUUGAUAAGGACAAAGAGCACCAAGGAGGGUGAGGUGAUGACGCAGUACUUCACAGAACUGGAGAUCGGUACCGAUGACUCUGGCUCUGAUUUGUUCUUCAUCUGGCCCAUGGUCAUCGAGCACAAAAUCGACGAGAACUCACCGCUUUAUAAUCUCAACGCCACCGAUAUGCUGCAGGAUAAGUUUGAGAUUGUGGUGAUACUGGAGGGCACCGUGGAGUCCACUGGACAGAGCACCCAAGCCAGAUCCAGCUACAUAAACACUGAGAUCCUUUGGGGCCAUCGUUUCGAUCCGGUGGUGCUGUACAACAAGGACCUGCAGGCCUAUGAAAUUGACUAUGGUCGAUUUAACGAAACCACCCAGGUGGACACGCCGUUGUGCAGUGCACGGGAAUUGAACGAGAUCUACAAGAUCCAGGAGGGAUUCCGCACACCAGCAGAAACCACCUUUACCAUGCGUCAACUGUCCCACAAUCAUUCUGAUCAGGCCUCCUAGGCGCAGAUUGCAGUGUUUUGUCCCCUGUGUUGCUAUAGUUUGUAAUCGUGUUUGUCCCAUGUGAGUUAAAUGCCUCACCGCCUGAAAUGUGACCCAUAAUAUUGUGAGAUAUCGUUAUUACAGCUUCCCCCUCGAUUCAAUCGAGGUGCUCCUGCAGUUCCGGCUAUCAGACACCUGGAAGACAAAGCCGCCUGCGCUGGCAGCACUCGGUGCCCUUGUAAUGCUCCUCGACUAUCCACGCACUUAAAUGUACGAGUUACCCUACGAAAAUAAGUUAAUAAACGCUUUAGUCCAGAGUCUA